AUGGCGGUCCGCGAUCUAGAGGCCAGUAGUUACGAGCGUUCAGCGAUGGACGCCUCACAAGUGGUCGAGGCCGUGUCCAUUCUCUACACCGACCCCUCCCCGGAUCGCAAGUCUCAGGCCAACGCAUGGCUCACCUCUUUCGCCGCAACCCCCGCCGCAUGGGGCGUCGCCGCGAGUCUCGUCGAGUCAGCGCAGUCAAUGGAAGUCCGUUACUUCUGCGCCAAUCUCCUUCUUUCAAAAGCGCGCUCCGAUCUCUCCGCUCUCCCCCCAGACUCGCGCGCGGAGCUCGGCGCGCAUCUGCUGCGCCUGGUCGCGUCUUACAUGACCAAUAGCAGCGUGCCACCUGUCGUUCUCUCCCGCGUCUGCCUCGUCGUGGCGGCGGUCGCGCUGCGGUCGGCCAAUCAACACGCGCUGAAUGCCAGCACGCUAUUGGACGUCGUGCUGCGCGCCGCUGACGUGGCGGAGAAGAGCGAGGGGGGAGCUGGGGCACACGGGUUGGGGGGCGGGGGCGGGGGCGGGGGCGGGGGCGGGGGAAGCGCAAGCGAUCCGGCGCUGGCGGUAGUGGUGGCGGUGCUGCAGGGGGUGGCGGAAGAGGCGGAGCAGCUGGAUAGGCGCAACACGGAGAUCACCCUCGCGCUCAUCCGGACCCGCUUCCCGGACCUGCUGCAGAUCAUCCAGACCUACUCGCAGCGCCACAGCCCCUCCCUCUCCUCCCCCUCCUUCCCCCCGCACCUCCCCCCCCACCCCCCACCCAUGCUCUCCGCCUUCCGCCUGCUCCUCACCUGGUUGCACGUCGACUUCGCCUCCGUGGGCCAGCAGCCAAUCACAGCGUGCCAGCUCAGCACCGCCUUCCCCUUCCUCUGGCACUUUGUUCUCCGCUCGCUCGCAUCGCCCCACCCACCUGUCGCGGCCACCAGUGCCGAUAUUCUGGUGGCCCUUGUCGGCCAAUCAGAGGCCCAAGCACCAGAUGCGUCAGCACCAGUCAUAUCAUCUGUGCUAAAGGCCCUUCUUGACGCAUGGGACGUGGCCCAGGCACACUCAGGCACGUGGUCACACCAGGCCAGGCGCGCAGUGCAGAGGGGGUUGAGCGCCGUGGCAGUGGCUGUGGCAGAGGAGCACCCAGAGGCGCUCACGGACCCGCGUGCGCCCGAGGGCGUGGCUGUGGGGGAGGUCGUGCUGGCGUGCGCUGCAGGGGGCGGGGGAGCGUGGGGGGGCGGGGAGGGCGGCGAGGGGGAGAGUGCGGAGGAGGUGGAGGCGAGUGCAGAUGGCGUGGUGGAGUUCUUUUCAGCUGUGAACAUUGUGGCGGUGAAUGAGAGGAGUGAGGGGUACCGAGGGGCGCUCUUCCUUCGCCUCGCUGAAACCCUCACAACCAAGGCUGCCUAUCCGCCAUCAUUCACAUCAUGGGCUGACAACCAGGAAGAUGCUGACGCCUUCUACCGCUUCAGGGACCAGCUAGCAGCGGAUGGGCUGCACAUGGCGUUUGGGCUGCUGCCAGUGGAAUACAUGGACCGCGUGGGGUCCUCCCUGCAGAGCGCAGGCACAUGGCAGGCAGCAGAGGCAUCGCUCUUCAUGCUGCGAUCCGCUGCACAGGCAGUGAAGAAGCGGCUACUAAACCUGGAGGCAUACGGGGAGAGGGAGCAGCGCAUGGCAGCGGUGCUGGGGGGCGUGAUGGUGCGCGUGAGCCGAGACGCGGAGACAGGAUGCUUCCUGGCGUCGCACCCCCUGCUGGUGGACACAUGUUGCCUCCUCAUUGGCUCCUUCGCUGAUUGGCUCAACCUCCAGCCCGACUGUCUUCUCGGUGUCAUCGGCUACCUCCUAAAGGCCCUUCAGUGCGCAGUGCAGCAGGUGCGUUCAGGGCCGUGUGUGCCCGUUGUGCCCUGCACCUCAGUGUUCCUUAUUUCUCUCCUGCACAUUGUCUCCUUCCGUAUUCCUCCUCCCCCCAACACCCCUUCCUCUCUUCCCCCAGACCUAGAGAUCCGGCAGGCCCUAAUGGAAGGGCAGGCGAGGGUUAUUGCCUCCCUCCCCCCCUCCACCGCGGCCCCUCUUGCUCUCAGCCUCACCUCGCCACACAUACAGCUGGCGGCACAGCUGGCACAGAUGCAGACAAAUGAGACCAGUGGGUUUGGAUCUACCAGUGAUGGUGGUGGGAGGAGUAGCACUGGUGGUGCAUUUGGUGCGGUUGGGAGUGGUGGGAGUGGGGUCAUCACCGCCCUCUGCCAUCUUUUCCGCCACUCCCUGCUCUGCCUCAAGCACCCCUCUCCACCCAUCCUGCCAUCCAUCGCACCGCUCGUCACCGCAUUCGAGGAGCACCAGCACCCGGCAGUACUGGAGGUGCUGGCUUUGGUGCUUGAGCUCAGUGCAGCUGCGGCGUCUGCUGGGGGUGCAGCUGGUGAUCUAUCUAUCUGUCACUCCGCCCUGCAAGCCUGCUCCAUCAGUGCAUUCUCGCUCAUUCAGGUGAGCCUGCUGUCUCCCUUGACCUCAUUCACCGCAUUCGAGGAGCACCAGCACCCCGCUGUAUUGGAGGCGCUAGCUUUGGUGCUGGAGCUCAGUGCCGCUGCGUCUGCUGGGGGUGCUGGCGGUGCUGGUGCUGCUGGUGAGUCUGUCUCAGGUGAGCCUGUCUCAGGUGAGCCUGUCUCAGGUGAGCCUGUCUCAGGUGAGCCUGUCUCAGGUGAGCCUGUCUCAGGUGAGCCUGUCUCAGGCAUCUCCCCCACCGACCAGAGGUCCUAUCAGCACUGUUCGACAUGGGCUAGGCCCUACCGCUAUCUGCCCUUUGCGCCGCACCUGCUGCUACUGGCACCCUUCCAACGCCUCUCAACCCUCCACCUGCUCCUCUCCUUCACAUGCCUCCCUCCUGCCCCCCUCCCAGCGCAGUCAUCUCCCCCAUCGCCCAGAGGUGCUCUCAGCCCUCUUCGACAUGGCGUAUCGCUAUCUGCUCUUCGCGCCACACCUGCUGCUGCAGGCGCCCUUCCUCGGGGCACUGCUGGACGCCGCUGCAGCGACAGUGGCACACGGGGAGAGGGAUUCCGCCAAGUCAGCGCUCACACUGCUCUGCUUCCUGCUGUCCCCGGGGAAAAGGGCGCUCUCCUCUCCCGCAUGGAUCAG
This is a messenger RNA of Closterium sp. Naga37s-1, 3102 nucleotides long. Lineage: Eukaryota; Viridiplantae; Streptophyta; Zygnematophyceae; Desmidiales; Closteriaceae. The record is from the annotation of a GenBank genome assembly.